Vitis riparia (riverbank grape) is the source of this 892-nucleotide messenger RNA. RefSeq names its product translocator protein homolog. Bases 72 to 629 code for a protein of 185 amino acids. Gene Ontology annotation, cellular component: membrane. NCBI's taxonomy places the organism in Eukaryota, Viridiplantae, Streptophyta, Magnoliopsida, Vitales, Vitaceae. The transcript has a single exon. The record is from RefSeq and is a predicted model, not a curated record.
ACCUCAUCUCUUCUCCUCUCUCUCUCUCUCUCUCUCUACCUUAUUUUCUUUCUGUUCUUUUUCUUCUUUUCAUGGCUUCGACCAAUCUGAAACAACGCAUCAAAGAUGGUCCGAGCACGCCCUUCCCCACCAACAACACCACCAAAAGAGAGAAGAAAAUGGCGAUGGCCAAACGGGGCCUUCGUUCGCUCACCACAGCGGUCUCCAUCCCUCUGUCCCUAACCCUCGUCACCAUCUACUUCUCCGGCGCCACUGACCGCUACCGAACUCUGCCAAAGCCCUUCUGGUUCCCGCCGCUGUGGGCCGUGCACGCGACCUCCAUGGCCUCGUCUCUCCUAAUGGGCCUCUCCGCCUGGCUUGUGUGGGCCGAGGGCGGCUUCCACAAAAAGCCCACCGCUCUCCCGCUUUUCGUAGCCCAGCUCGCCUUGAGCUUGAUCCGAGACCCGAUUGUGUUCGGAUACGGAGGGACUCGGGUGGGGUUGGUGGUAUGCAUGGGACUGUUUGGGGCCUUGGUAGGUUGUGCCCGGAUGUUCAGAGAGGUGAAUCCGAUUGCAGGUGAUUUGGUAAAACCGUGUUUGGCUUGGACUGCCUAUGUGGGUGUUGUAACUCUUAAGCUUCUUUUUGCCUGAAAGGCUGGGUUUUUUUUUUGUGUCUGUUGUGUAAGUAACGGGUUAGAGGACCCUUUAUGUUUGGAGCUUUGUAUUGUAGCAUAUUUACCUUCGUUCAGGGAAAGGUUAUGUUUGGUUCAAGGGAAAAUGAAAUUGAGAAAAGAAUUGUAUUGGCAGUGGUUUGAAGGAGGUCUGUUAUAUAGAGUCUGUUGAUGGUAUUAAAGAUUUUGAAAAGUUGAGCAAAGUUCUGUGUUUUUCCAUCAAUGUGAUUCAAAUAUUCUGUA